CAGUUUAGAGAAAACUUAGCGGGCGAGUUUUUUGACAAGUUCUGGUGGACUUGUGGAGGCGCAGCGUUUCCCCACCAGCAGUUCCUGAGCACAAACUCCAGAAAACCCUGAUUUUAUUCACUGUUUCCGGAGCUCGUCAUUUAGCAUAAAUGCCGAAUUCUUCGUCGACAGCUCCGGGGUUGGUCGCCUUCUGCGUUCCUCGCUAGGCAAUGGACAGGCAGCAGAUCCAGGUGAGUGACGAAGAGCGCGAAGUGGCACGGGAAGACAGCCGCAGGAGGAGGAGGAAGAAAGCCAUCACCUCUGCCUCCUCCGCCUCCAUGGAUCAGAUCAGCGUUGAGUUUGUGCUGCCCACAGCGGCGCGGGGCGGGAGCAGCCCCGACUCUCUGCUGCUGGAGGUGGCCGGGAACUGGACUGUGGAACAGGUGAAAGCCCAAGUUUGGAUGAAGGCGGUGUCUUUGAACCUCUGUCCCGACUUCUACCAGCGCUUCUGUCCUGAUCACUGCAUCCUCCUCUAUCAGAAGAAAGGCACUGUGUGCGAGAUCUACGACAAGCACCAGGUCUUCCAAACGCUGGACUGCAUUCGCUACUGGAGAGCUCUAAAGAGAGACGUGGGUCGAAUCCAGCUGGCGCCGCGCCCGCAGCCCACAGACGAGUCCCAGCAGUACCAGCGCUACCUCAACUACCUGAUUGGCUACGACGUGACUGACGUUAGCAACGUCCACGACGACGAGCUGGAAUUCACCCGCAGGAAGCUGCUGACGCCGCGACGCAUCGAGCUGUCGGACCGGGACGCCAACCUUUACUCCAUGGACCCCUGGGUCACCCGGAAGCCGCUGCCCGAACACCUCCUCUCCAAGGUUAAUAAUGGUUACAUCCUGGUUGUGAUCCAUGUCAGCACCUCCAGCCAGACUAUCAAAGUCUCCAUUGAUGAUACGCCUUCACAGGUAUUGGCGAGCUUCUUUGCAAAAACGGCCAAUAAAAGGGUUUUGUUGGGAAUCCCUGAACACUUGAGCGACGAGGACUUUGUGUUGCGUGUGUGUGGCAGAGAGGAGUAUUUGUAUGGAGAGAAAGCCCUGCAGAGCUUCAACUGGAUCCGUCAGUCCCUCAAGAACGGCGAGGAGAUCCACCUGGUUCUGGAGACUCCGCCUGAUCCGGAGCUGGAUCUGGUCCAGCGGGAGGACUGGGCCCAAGUGGAUGACUGCACAGGCGUCGCAGGCACCCACGAACAGCUGACCAUUGCUGAGAAAGACCAUGAGCGAGUGUUCACCAUCUCCAUGUGGGACUGCAACAGGAAGUUCAGAGUCAAAGUGCUUGGAAUCGACAUCCCGACGCUCCCCAAAGUCCCAGAGCUUACGGUCUUCAUCGAGGCCAGCAUCUUCCAUGGGCAGCAGCUUCUGGCUCAGGAAAGAACAACUUCCAAGACGUUUAAUGAAGAAGUGCUGUGGAACUGCUGGCUGGAGUUUAACAUAAAGAUCAAGGACCUACCUAAAGGGGCACGCCUCAACCUGCAGGUGAUCUGUGGGAAGCAACCCCAAACCCCCAACUCCAAAAGCUCCUACCACGACAACACAGCAGGAAGCUCCACUCUUGAAGGAAAGACCAAGAACCGCCUCCUGUACUACGUCAACCUGCUCCUGAUCGACCACCGCUCCCUCCUCCGCCAAGGCGAGUUCAUCCUCCACAUGUGGAAGAUGCCCGAAAAGAGCGAGGAGAGCAGCAGCAGCAUCAACGCGGACAAGCUCACGUCGGCCACCAACCCGGACAAGGCCUCCUCCAUGGCCAUCGCCAUCUUGUUGGACAAGUACUGCUACCCGGUGGUGCUGCCCAAGAGCAGGGAAGUGGGCAGGGACUGUGGGGCCGGCGGUGAGGAGGGCGACGGAGGAGAGAGAGGACAGAGAGAAAUGCCCAACCACCUGAAGAAGCAGUUUGAGGCGAUUGUGUCCACCGAUCCAUUACAUCCCCUGAGUCCAGAGGACAAAGAGCUGCUGUGGCACUUCAGGCAUGAGUGCAUGCGUGAUCCGAGGGCUUACCCGAAGUUGCUGGGCUCAGUCAAAUGGGGGAAACAGGAAGACGUCCUGGCUACUCACUGCCUGUUGGAUCGCAGCAAUGCCUGGGACACCAGUGGUCUGGAUGUUGGUCUGGCGAUGCAGUUGCUAGACUGCCACUACUCGGAUGCCCAGGUCCGAUCCAUGGCGGUGCGGAAGCUGGAGACGCUGGAGGACGAUGACGUCCUCCGGUAUCUCCUCCAGCUCGUCCAGGCAGUGAAGUUUGAGCCGUACCAUGACAGCGCCCUGGUCAGGUUCCUGCUGAAGAGAGCAUUGAGGAGUAAGCGCAUCGGCCAUUUUCUGUUCUGGUUCCUGCGGAGUGAGAUUGCCCAGUCCAUGCACUACCAGCAGAGGUACGCCGUGCUGCUGGAGGCCUACCUCAGAGGCUGCGGGGAGAACAUGCUGCAGGACUUCAGGAAGCAGGUGGAGAUGACGGAGGCCCUUCAGAAAGUCACGCGUGAGAUGAAAGCCAUGUCUGCCGACAAAUAUGACGUCACACAGCAAGUUGUGAUCCAGCUGCGUCAGAAACUGGAGACCUUGCAGUUGUCGGGCCUUCCGGAGAGUUUCCGAGUCCCUUACGAUCCCGGGCUGAGAGCUGGGACUCUGCUGAUCGAGCAGUGCAAGGUGAUGGCGUCCAAGAAGAAGCCGCUGUGGCUGCAGUUCAAACGCGCCGACCCCACCACGCUGUCCAAAGACCCCGUGGGCAUCAUCUUCAAGGACGGGGAUGACCUGCGACAGGACAUGCUCAUCCUGCAGAUUCUGCUCAUCAUGGAGUCCAUCUGGGAGACGGAGUCUCUGGAUCUGUGCCUCCUGCCGUACGGCUGCAUCUCCACCGGCAACAAGAUCGGAAUGAUUGAGAUCGUUAAAGACGCCACCACGAUCGCUACCAUCCAGCAGAGCGUCGUCGGAAGCACCGGUGCCUUCAAGGAUGAAAUCCUCUACCAGUGGCUGCGGGACAAGUGUGUCAGCGAGGAAAAGUUCCAGCAGGCUGUGGAGAGGUUCCUGUAUUCCUGUGGCGGGUACUGCGUGGCCACCUACGUCCUUGGAAUCGGAGAUCGCCACAAUGACAACAUCAUGAUCACAGAGUCGGGGAACCUGUUCCACAUCGACUUCGGUCACAUCCUGGGGAACUACAAGAGCUUCAUGGGAAUCAGCAAGGAGUGGGUUCCCUUCGUGCUCACGCCGGACUUCCUGUACGUCAUGGGAACGUCGGGGAAGAAGAGCAGCCCCCACUUCCAGAAGUUCCAGGAUGUGUGUGUGAAGGCUUACCUCGCUCUCCGCCAUCACACCAACCUGCUCAUCAUCCUGUUCUCCAUGAUGCUGAUGACCGGGAUGCCGCAGCUGACCAGCAAGGAGGACAUAGAGUACAUCCGUGAGGCGCUGACGGUCGGCCGCAGCGAGGACGAGGCGCAGCGCCACCUGCUGGACCAGAUCGAGAUCUGCCGGGAGAAAGGCUGGAUGGUUCAGAUCAACUGGUUCGUCCACCUGGUGCUGGGGAUCAAGCAGGGCGUGGAGAAACGCUCCACGUAGACGGCACUUCCUCCUCAGACGGCUACAGCUACCCUUCCUUAUUGUUUCAGAGCUUUUCCCUUUUUUAUAUACAUAUAUUUUUUUUUUUUCGUUGAAUUAACAAGGUAGAUACUAAUGUUGAUCGUUAUUAAAGCAAAAAGCCAAAGAGAGACAGUUUAUAUCGCACUUUAAAGACCAAGUCGAGACCACAUACGCAUAAACGAACAUUCCUAGAGCUUUUUUUAAACCAGUUUCCACAUGAGAUCAAUAAUCGGUGCAGCUUUCAAAUGAGUAAAAUUGUACAUUUUAUUGUAUUUUUUUUUUUUUUGUUCUUUUGAGAAACAUUCCCCGUCUCUCCAAAAUGCUUAAACUUUUUGGCUCUCAACUCUCAGAAGCAUGAGCUUCUUUAAGAUCUGAGUUGCAGAGUAAAUAUCUGUCUUAAAGGGGCGGUGUUAUGUAUUUUACAAGGCACAUAGUGCCAUUUUAUAGCACAAUCAAGUAACAGUAGCCGCGUUUCCAUUGCAGAAGUGCUCAAAACUUUGUCAAAAUAACACAAUUUUGCAAUUGCAGUGCUACCAUUAAAUAAGAAACGCAAUCAAAAUCCCAAGUGAAUACAUUUGUUCAAGUCAUUAAAAAAACACCACUGAGCUAUCCUCCAGCUACUUCCUGUCGUGUUCUUCUUCCUUGUUGUUUGCACCAGAUUCAACAUCCAGUUGUUGAUCAUGUGACUCCUGUGAUGGGGAAAAAAGUGUUUCUGUUGCAGUUUUCUGAAACCAAAAAACUGCAACGCAUCCUAGCGCCAAAACUUGAUCAAGUGAUAUGAUAUAUGAUGAAUGAAAAUGCAGUUUAUCUUGCCUUCAUUUGUAUACAUCAAACAAAACUUAAAAGAAAUUUGACUUUGGAAUUUUAACGCCUUGAAAUCGGACCUCUGUCUCUUUAAGAAGCUCCUGCUCUUUCCUAAACUUCGCCUUCCGGAAGUCAUCACAACGUUUCUCCAUUAAGUCAUUUACAGCCAUUCUGAAUGUUUCACUGAGAAGUAGUUUGUACAAUGAGCUCAACAGAUGCACAGUUCUACCAGAUGUUUGCUAAUUGUUGCUGGCUAGUCUGAAGGAGCUGAAAGGGGGAGUCAUGGAGAGCUUAGUGGAAAAGGCAGCACUUGGUGAGACCAAGCGUUUACCCCAAAUCGUUGCCACCGGAGACGAAAGGGUUUCUCAAACAUGCAUGAAAGAAUCAAAGCAAUACUCCGUGUAUGUUUUGAUUAUGACAUCAUGUAAAUCUUAAAAGUUGAUUUUACAUAACACUGCCUCUUUAAAACCAGUAUUUGUGUUGUGAGUUUCCUUUAAAACACACUGGAAAAAGUCGGGUUGCUUCUUGGAAAAAGCUUGAACAUGUUUAGCAAAUAAAGAUGAAAAAUCAA
Molecule: messenger RNA, 4971 nt
Organism: Xiphophorus maculatus (southern platyfish)
Lineage: Eukaryota; Metazoa; Chordata; Actinopteri; Cyprinodontiformes; Poeciliidae
Gene: pik3cg
Product: phosphatidylinositol-4,5-bisphosphate 3-kinase catalytic subunit gamma
Exons: 24
Coding region: 210-3575 (1121 amino acids)
Biological process (GO): cell migration; phosphatidylinositol-mediated signaling; phosphatidylinositol 3-kinase/protein kinase B signal transduction
Cellular component (GO): plasma membrane; phosphatidylinositol 3-kinase complex, class IB; cytoplasm
Molecular function (GO): 1-phosphatidylinositol-3-kinase activity; 1-phosphatidylinositol-4-phosphate 3-kinase activity
Source: RefSeq, a predicted model, not a curated record